AUGUCGCCCGAUCUGUCCGCAUUCCUGAAUCCCGAUCUCUGCGCCAAUACAGCGCGGAAGAUUGGCAACCAGCUAGCACUGUGUCAAAAUGUGGCUACCAAUACGUGUGCCAAGUGCAAACUUGUUCAAUAUUGCUCGAAAGGGUGUCAGACUGCAGACUGGAAGAUUCACCAGAAGACCUGCAAAUCCCCUUUGAUGAAGGAGCAGUACGAACCACGCUGGGUUCAAGAGGGUCGACUUCCACUGUUCAUGCGGACGGGUCCAGACCUUGUCUCAUUUGGAGCGAACAAAUACCUCUGGGGGAAUGUCCCAGCGCUGGAUAUUCUCAACAUCAAGGACAAUGAAGGUAUCCGGGCCGUGGAUCAGGAUUUCACUCUCCUGUUUGCCGCAUCCGGGGAUAUUCGAAACUUGGUCAAGACUAUUGUAGGGCUUCCAGAGAACUACAGGGCGAAGUGCGAGGUCAUCUGCAAUGAUUGGGAUUUCCCUAUCGUUGCGCGCAACGCCAUUAUGCUUUUAGCCGCCUUACGCUUCGAGCCGGAGACAGCAGUACCGAUUAUGAUUCAUAUCUGGUAUUCAGCGCUCCUUCCUGCCAGGAUAGCUCAGGCCGUCGAAGAUUGCUUGCUGCCGUACAUCGAUGACGUCUGCACCAAAGUUAAAGACAAGGAUGCAUCCUCCCUUCUUGGAAAGACAUUCAAGAUUAGAGGUCGCUCACUGCGCUUGGUGCUCAAAAAAGGAGAAUGGUUCAGACUGUGUGGAUUUUUCAAAAUUCCAGCAGGCCUCAGAGCGAUAGAUGCUCAGAGUGUCCGCCAGCGCACUAUGAUGGCUCCUGAACGGGUGGACUACGUCGAUCGAGCGCUAUACCGGCAGUCUCCGGCCAUACGCAUGGGGAUGUACAGGUUCCGCGUUGAUGGAGUUCUCUUGCCGUUUGGGGCGUCCAGAAAAGAUUUCGACACACCUAAUCCUACAUUCUACCAAGAUCAGAAUAUUUGGCCAAUGAAGGACAGCGCUGAUCCACUCUCAGGAUGGAACUAUUGUGAAUACAUCAAGCAUGCUCCAAUUGCCAGGGACGACGUGUAUGGAAGCUUGUUCUUCUUUCUCCGUGACCUCCUUCUGCAAUUCUGUAGGCGUCUGCAAUCUCGCGACAUGAGAAUUCAGUUGCUCAACAUGGACGCGCAAGGACUACCUAUCUAUCUCAAAGAGGCAGGGCAGGGUAAGGUCUUAUUCGAUCGGAUUGAGCUGGCCAACAUCUGCGAUCGUGGUUACAUAGGUCCAGAGAAUACCCUCUUGACUUUCUCCCCGUUACUUAAGCCCAAGAAUCAAAAUCCAAAGGCUACUAUGCUAAUGCUGUUCCUAAACGCCGUCCAGGAAGGGGAGCGACUUAGUGGGGGUCCCAGUUCUGUCGAUUUCCCCAGCAUCCUGGGAAAGUUGAAGAAGUAUAUACGGAUCGAUGAAUUCAAACUCUUGCCUAUUUUUGGACCUGGGAGUGGAAAUCCGGAACUUGUUCGCAUCACAUCAUGCUUCAGCAUGUUUGCUGACUUCGACAAAUACUUCAGGAGGUUUUUGAGGGAUGUUCGAAUGGACCAGCUAGCGAAGAAGUUCGGAAUGAGGAUCAAGAACCAGCAUUCUAUCAUCGAACCUUGGCCGUUUCGUGUCACAAACAACACCACAAAGCAUGAAUUUGAGAUCCUUUGUGCUGCGAAUACCAUUGGCCACGAACGUUAUGUAGAGUGGGAGAAGCUGGGCUAA
Molecule: messenger RNA, 1746 nt
Organism: Lindgomyces ingoldianus
Lineage: Eukaryota; Fungi; Ascomycota; Dothideomycetes; Pleosporales; Lindgomycetaceae
Exons: 4
Coding region: 1-1746 (581 amino acids)
Source: RefSeq, a predicted model, not a curated record